Messenger RNA from Carlito syrichta (Philippine tarsier), 3408 nucleotides. It is a transcript of the gene RPS6KA5, whose product is annotated as ribosomal protein S6 kinase A5. The transcript has 12 exons. The record is from RefSeq and is a predicted model, not a curated record. Bases 71 to 1813 code for a protein of 580 amino acids. NCBI's taxonomy places the organism in Eukaryota, Metazoa, Chordata, Mammalia, Primates, Tarsiidae. Gene Ontology annotation, biological process: intracellular signal transduction; protein phosphorylation. Gene Ontology annotation, molecular function: protein serine/threonine kinase activity; ATP binding; magnesium ion binding.
AUCACAGCCCUUUUCUGUUUGUUUGUUCAAGACUGAACGAGCAUAUUCCUUUUGUGGAACUAUUGAAUACAUGGCACCGGAUAUCGUCCAAGGGGGAGACUCCGGACAUGACAAGGCAGUUGACUGGUGGAGUCUGGGUGUCCUCAUGUAUGAGCUACUCACUGGAGCAUCGCCUUUCACUGUCGAUGGAGAAAAAAACUCCCAAGCGGAGAUCUCCAGGAGAAUACUAAAAAGUGAGCCUCCAUAUCCCCAAGAAAUGAGUGCAUUAGCAAAAGACCUCAUUCAGCACCUUCUGAUGAAGGACCCCAAGAAGAGGCUGGGAUGUGGCCCACGUGAUGCGGAUGAGAUCAAAGAGCACCUGUUCUUCCAGAAAAUAAAUUGGGAAGAUUUAGCUGCCAAGAAAGUGCCAGCGCCGUUUAAGCCAGUCAUCCGUGACGAGCUGGACGUGAGCAACUUCGCGGAGGAGUUCACGGAGAUGGACCCUACCUACUCCCCAGCGGCCCUGCCCCAAAGCUGUGAGAGGCUGUUCCAGGGCUACUCUUUUGUCGCUCCUUCCAUCUUGUUCAAGCGCAACGCUGCUGUCACAGACCCUCUUCAGUUCCAUGUGGGAGUUGAACGUCCCGGGGUGAUGAACGUCGCCAGGAGCGCAAUGCUGAAGGACUCCCCAUUCUACCAGCACUACGACCUGGAUCUGAGUGACAGGCCACUAGGAGAAGGGAGCUUCUCCAUCUGCCGAAAAUGCAUCCACAAGAAAAGCAGCCAGGCCUUUGCAGUGAAAAUCAUCAGCCGGAGGCUGGAGGCCAGCACUCAGAAAGAGAUAGCAGCCCUGAAGCUCUGUGAAGGACACCCCAACAUUGUGAAGCUGUAUGAAGUGUUUCAUGACCAGCUCCACACGUUCCUGGUGAUGGAGCUCCUGAAUGGGGGAGAGCUGUUUGAACGCAUCAAGAGGAAGAAGCACUUCAGUGAGACAGAGGCCAGCGGCAUCAUGCGCAAGCUCGUGUCGGCCGUGAGCCACAUGCAUGACGUGGGCGUGGUGCACCGGGACCUGAAGCCCGAGAACUUAUUGUUCACCGACGAGAAUGACAGUUUGGAGAUCAAGAUCAUAGAUUUCGGGUUCGCCCGCCUAAAGCCGCCUGACAACCAACCCCUCAAGACGCCCUGCUUCACUCUGCACUAUGCAGCCCCAGAGCUCCUGGACCACGGAGGCUACGAUGAGUCCUGUGACCUGUGGAGCCUGGGCGUCAUCUUGUACACCAUGCUGUCGGGGCAGGUCCCCUUCCAGUCUGAUGACGGGAAUCUGACAUGCACCAGUGCCGUGGAAAUCAUGAAGAAAAUUAAAAAGGGUGACUUCUCCUUUGAAGGAGAGGCAUGGAAGAACGUAUCCCAAGAGGCUAAAGAUCUGAUCCAAGGGCUUCUCACAGUCGAUCCAAACAAAAGGCUAAAGAUGUCUGGCCUGCGGUACAACGAGUGGCUCCAGGAUGGUGGCCAACUGUCUUCUACCCCUCUGAUGACCCCAGAUGUCCUGGGCUCCUCAGGCGCUGCUGUGCACACCUGCGUGAAGGCCACCUUCCACGCCUUUAACAAGUACAGGAGAGAGGGCUUCUGCCUACAGAAUGUCGAUAAGGCACCUCUGGCCAAGAGGAGGAAGAUGAAGAGGACCAGCACCAGCACCGAGACACGCAGCAGCUCCAGUGAGAGCUCCCACUCAUCGUCCUCCCAUUCCCACGGGAAGACCACGCCCCCUGCGGCACUGCAGCCCGGUCCCCCAGCUGACAGCAGCAACCCUGAGCCACUGUUCCAGUUCUCAGACUGAGCAGGGAGUGGAAGGAGUGCAAUCAGAGCGUCACACCUCCCAUUCCCUCAGCACGGGCUGUGUUCUCAGAAGUGUGUCCCGUGGUUCUCCUGAAAUCUGCCUCUUAGUGAAUUUUUCAGGAAUACCUGUUGGGUUAUCCUUAUUCAAAGCACUGGACAAACGUUACUGUGAACAGAGCACGUGUUCUUUUUUGCCACCUAUCAUGGGGCCCUUGGAAGAGCCAGGGUUUCUGUAAAUUAACAGGGUCUCUGAUGUCUGCUAACGAGAGAUGGCCUGUGUGGGAUGACACCUUUUGCUUUGCCUUGGGGGCAGUGUGGGUUUCGAAGAGAUUCACACCCUUGGGACAGGGAUUUAUCAGAGAAAAAGGUCGGUUUUCAAAAAGAUUCUGUAAUGAAUUUUAUGUGUGGCAUAUACUUAUUUCUUGAGAGAUUUUAACUUAUUGUUUUUAUUUUAUGGUUACAUAUGAUGUUAACCUGCUAUUAUUAAUCUUUUCCUAAAAAGUAACAUAAAAGAUAGAAGAAUUUGGUCCCUUCUCUGGGUCUGGGACCCCUCUGAGAUGCAUGCUGAGCUACAUGUGUUUUUAAUUUUGCACUGCCCUUUCCUGGCAAUUUGUUUUAAUGGUUACUACAAAAUAAGGUACAUGUUUCCCUGUUUUAAGUAACAUCGCACUUUAUAAAAGAGUAUGGAUGCAGCAAACUGUUUUAUAAAGAGCAUUGUUUAUGUACUGUACGUACCAUUUUUCAUUCUGUACUUUCAGUCUGUCCUCACCCCUCUGCCCUGUGCAUGAGAAACAGAGGGCAUGUUGUGCGUGUGGUCAGCCACACGCUCUGUGAGGAGCCAAAGGGAACGAUCCUGACACUGUGCUCCCUGUACACUGUGCCCAUCGCAGCGAGGACUUCCUCCUGGGUCGUAGCUGAUGUACAUAGACUUUUAGACUCAGACCUUGACUCGUUUGGAAACUUUUCUGUUAAAUUUUAAAUUCAGAAAUCAUAUUUUAUAAACUUAUACAGAGCACUUUUACUGCUCAAAAGUUCUGAAUUCAUUCAGAAAACAAGUGCUAUGUGAUGAUGACAUUUCAUUAAAAGAUUGCUGCAUUUAAAAAUUCAAUUAAUUCAUUCCCUAUGCAAAAAAAAGUGAUAGGAUUUGUAUGUUAUAUUUUCUUUUAAAGCCAUCAUGUGAACUGUCAGGACUGAGAAAAGUGAGUUUUGCUGUGUUUACAGGAAUUGUACUUCAAGAGAUAGUGCCCAGCACGUUUAUUUUACAGUUUUUGUUGGUGAUAACUCUUGAGCAUUAUUUGUUUGAAAUUUGGAAAUAUUUAUUUAUUCCUACCUUGAGGUAAUAGCAGCAUUAACUUCAAUCAGUUAUGAAUACUAAAAACAUUGCACUCUAUGUAAUAUCAGUGUAUUUAUUACUAAAUCAAUGUAUAUAUUAAUAGCACAGACAAAAAAUGGCAAAUAUUAAAAUAUUUUCAAAAUAUUAUAUCACCCUGGUCACAUUUUUGUCCACAGGGAUUACUGGGAUAACUUUUUAUCCUCUUCACUGGCCCAGAUGACUGCAUGGUUCUCACUGAGUCAGUGAAAGCUUUUUGCUCCCAA